AUGUCGACCCACCAAAACAAUAAUCAAGAAGUAAAAUCUAGCAUCUAUAGAAACCGAGAUGGUAAUUAUUCAAACAAUCAAGAAGAUGCUGAUGAUUAUAUGAUAUUUGAAAUUUAUAUUCAACAAAGUAAAGUAAAUACUGUAAUUGAAGAAAAUAAAAAACUAAAAAAACAUAUUAAAAAAAUAGAAAAUUCUGAAGAAUCGGAACAAGAAAAUUCAAAUAAAAAUUCUGAAGAAAAUUUACAAUCUCCAGAAUUACCAAAUAAUUCAAAUAAUUUAUCUAACUCUCAAAGUCAAAUAAACUCUGACAUGGAAAUAAAGAACAUCUACAAGACCCUCUUUUAUUGGGCUUUAGAUUUUAUAGUAGUUUCUACUUUUGUUGCUUGGUGGUUUUAUAAGGAAAGAAAUUUUUACAUAACUCUUAUUGAAAGAGAAAAUGUACAUAUUGUAAGAGAAGGUGAAAUAAUUGAUACAUUUGUAGAAAGUUUAAAAAAGUUAAAACGUAAUAAAAUAGAUAUAUAG
Scutellospora calospora is the source of this 522-nucleotide messenger RNA. The record is from the annotation of a GenBank genome assembly. Lineage: Eukaryota; Fungi; Glomeromycota; Glomeromycetes; Diversisporales; Gigasporaceae.